Molecule: messenger RNA, 486 nt
Organism: Talaromyces amestolkiae
Lineage: Eukaryota; Fungi; Ascomycota; Eurotiomycetes; Eurotiales; Trichocomaceae
Exons: 2
Coding region: 1-486 (161 amino acids)
Source: RefSeq, a predicted model, not a curated record
AUGUCCUCGACAGGUCUUCAAGCGACCGCGGUAGUGACCGGGUCCUUCCUCUCAGGGGCCAUGAUGUCUCUGUCUCUUUUCGCCGUUCCCGUUCUCCUUGACACCACAACUGAAUCCCCCCAGCUAUUCUUCCAAUGGGUCCGGAUGUAUCACUAUGGACACAUGGCUUUACCUACCAUGGCUGUAGGAACUUUCUUGCUAUACAGCUACACAGCCCUCAAAAAGAGAAGCGCAAAACAAUCGUGGCGACGUUGGUUGAUCGCGGGUGUUACCACCUUGACCAUGGUACCGUUUACCUGGCUUGUCAUGGUCCCUACCAAUAAUGAGCUUUUCCGCUUGCAGAAAGUGAGCCUAGUGGAGCCUACUGUUAUGACCAUCACCGAAUCCAAGGAGCUGGUGAUUAAGUGGAGCUGGAUGCAUCUGACUAGGUCUUUCAUGCCUUUGGCUGGAGCUGUGAUGGGAGCUAUGUGGACCCUCACCAAGUAG